AUGGCAAGAAGUGAGUGGGGGAUUCAACUUCAAUCUAGAGGAAGUGGAAAGUGGGUUUGUUCAUACAAGAAAAUCACUAUCUUAGUUUGUAUUUUCAACAUUGCCAUUGCUCUCUAUUGUCUUCGUUCUCUUUAUGCUUCUCUCUACAUCUACUCUGGUAGUGUUGCAAGAAACAUUGUAGUGUAUAAACCAGAUCAGAUACGGAAAAUGGAAGAGUCUGACCGAAUUAGGAAGUCAUACAAACCUGUGGAGUUAAUGAAAUGGGUGAAGGAAUUAAAAGGGGAGUUUUCAAGCCAAAAUAUGGAGGAUGAGUUGCCUCAGCACUUGAAACAGAAGAUAAUUGAUGAGGUUUUGCAGAGACUAGUGAGUUUGAAUAGCAGAAGCACUAAUGGAUCUCACUCCCAGGUCAUUGCUAUGGAGAGAGAAGCAAUUGAAAAUUGGCGCAAACAAAAAUUGAAAGAAAUUAAAUUGGUUUCUGUGGGAGGGAUUUCCAACUCUACCGUUUCUCGUGAAGAGGCAGGGAUGCUAGUAAAAGCUUUGGAAUCUGAUUGGGCCGUGCUUGCCGAAGAAAUUGGCCUUUGGAUACCUGUUGAAGUUACGAAUGAAGAGCAUAAUGACAAACCUGAUGGUGCAGAGGAUUCAGAGGAGGAAGUUCUUCCUGGCAGGGCCCUUCCACAUCAGUGCAAACCUGAACUUCAUACCGAUUACGAUGGUUCGGCAGUAAGAUGGGGUCUUACUCACCACAAAGAUAGUGCAGCUGAUUGCUGUCAAGCUUGUCUGGACCAUGCUAAACGUGCCAAAGAAGGUGAAAAGAAAUGCAAUAUUUGGGUUUAUUGCCCGUCAGAAUUUGGAUGUCAUUCGCCAGAUAUCUAUCAGCACAAACAUCAGGAAUGCUGGUUGAAAUAUGCUGAGAAACCGAAACUAAAUUUUAAGGAUAGGUAUCCUGAAUGGUAUCGAAAUUCACAUCCAUCUGCACCGGUGAUUGUUCCAUGGGCCUCGGGAGUUAUUAGUGCUUGA
Molecule: messenger RNA, 1017 nt
Organism: Lathyrus sativus (Indian pea)
Lineage: Eukaryota; Viridiplantae; Streptophyta; Magnoliopsida; Fabales; Fabaceae
Source: the annotation of a GenBank genome assembly